CGCCGAGAAGGCGCGAGUGUGCAGUGAGACACGGUGGCGGCUGGUUCGAGGAUAUACGCGAAUUUAAAAAGUUCGUUUUAUUUAAAGUGGUGUACAAAAAUUUCUUAAUUUCUUUUUUUUUUAAUGCUAUACCUUGCAUUAUUUAUAAAUUUCUUUGUCAAUAAUUUUCUUUUUAUCGUCGUUCCACUCGACACUGUGUUCUCGUGCUGCACUGACAGAAAAAUACAGUAUAUAAAGUGAACCAUGGCGGCUCUUAAACGUAUAAUCGACCUAUCAAAAAGUCUUAAAACAGUGGCGACUACGUCUCGUCCUUGUUUGCAAUCAUCGAAAAAGACCUAUUUUACGUACGUGGAUGAACCUUCUAUGCCAAUACCAGACAAACAACCUUGUUGGCUGAAAACUGCUGAUGAAGCCAUCGAGAAAGCGGAACUAGAUUCAGAUCAAGCGGUAUUCGUUCAGGGAGCGGCAGCGACGCCGGUCGAAUUAUUAAGGGCAAUGACUGAUUAUGGUGUACGAUGCGACGUUAGGAAUGUACGAUUGUAUCAUAUGCAUCUAGAAGGCCCAGCUCCAUACGCAAAACCGGAAAUGGCAAAACAUUUCAGGUCUAUCAGCUUCUUUAUCGGGGGCAACGUAAGACCGGCUGUUCAGGCAGGUCACGCUGACUGCAUUCCAAUAUUCUUACACGAGAUUCCACGAGUGUUCGACGAAGGAUACGUUAAACCAGACAUCAGUCUUAUACACGUAUCACCCCCUGAUGACAAAGGAUUCUGUUCGCUCGGUACUAGCGUAGACUGCGUAAGAGCUGCCGCGAGUAAAUCAAAACACAUCGUAGCAUUGGUGAACAAGCACAUGCCAAGAACAUUUGGCGAUGCCAUCAUUCAUGUAAGUCAUUUGGAUUUCGCCGUGGAACACCACGUUCAACUUCCGGUACAUCCUGUAAAAACACCUUCGAAAGAAGAACAGCAAAUCGGUAAAUAUAUCGCUGAGAAUUUAGUAGGAGAUGGAGCUACCUUGCAAAUGGGUAUCGGUAGCAUACCGGACGCGGUGCUGUCGCUUCUUGGCAAUCACAAAGACCUUGGAAUUCAUAGUGAAAUGUUUAGCGAUGGUGUAGUAGAUCUGGUAAACAAGGGAUGUAUCACGAAUAAUCGUAAGACAAUGCACAAAGGCAGGAUCGUUGGCUCGUUCUGCGUUGGUUCACAAAAAUUGUACGACUUUAUGCACAACAAUCCUUUCAUUGAAAUGCUGGUAGUGGAUUACGUGAAUAAUCCAAAGAUAGUAGCGAAGCAACCAAACAUGACAGCCAUCAAUUCCUGUAUUGAAGUUGAUAUCACUGGUCAAAUUUGUUCCGACAGUAUUGGAACUAAAAUGUAUUCCGGAUUUGGUGGACAAUUAGACUUCAUCACAGGUGCAGCGAUCAGCGACGACCAUUGCGGAAAGCCUAUCAUUGCGUUACAAUCUGUUACUUCGAAAGGUGUUAGCAAAAUUCAACCAGUCUUAAAAUUAGGUGCUGGUGUCGUUACGAACAGAGCAGUCGUUCGUUUCGUGGUCACAGAGCAUGGAAUUGCUAGUUUGUUUGGUAAAAAUCUUCAACAACGAGCGUACGAACUGAUUCAAGUUGCCCAUCCCGAUCACAGAGAAGCAUUGGAAAAAUCAGCAUUUGAACGUCUGCACGUAAUGCCAGCGCCAUAAGCAUUUCUAAAAAAGCCACACGCAAAGGAUAUUUCUAAUAGCAUUUUGCAAUAGUUGUUAAUACGCGCGUAACGUCGAUCUGCGUUUGAAAACAACUACCAUAAAUAUUUCUUGAUUUCAUGUAACUGUUUUUUUUUUUUUUUUUCUU
Molecule: messenger RNA, 1837 nt
Organism: Osmia lignaria (orchard mason bee)
Lineage: Eukaryota; Metazoa; Arthropoda; Insecta; Hymenoptera; Megachilidae
Product: succinyl-CoA:acetate/propanoyl-CoA:succinate CoA transferase
Biological process (GO): acetate metabolic process
Cellular component (GO): mitochondrion
Molecular function (GO): acetate CoA-transferase activity
Source: RefSeq, a predicted model, not a curated record